This is a messenger RNA of Solanum tuberosum (potato), 1233 nucleotides long. RefSeq names its product protein DETOXIFICATION 19-like. Gene Ontology annotation, molecular function: xenobiotic transmembrane transporter activity; antiporter activity. The record is from RefSeq and is a predicted model, not a curated record. The transcript has 5 exons. Gene Ontology annotation, biological process: xenobiotic detoxification by transmembrane export across the plasma membrane. The annotation marks the transcript as partial. Gene Ontology annotation, cellular component: membrane. Lineage: Eukaryota; Viridiplantae; Streptophyta; Magnoliopsida; Solanales; Solanaceae.
GAAAUAUCUCAUCUUAUCCUACCUACCAAACUGAGCCCUUUAAUGCAUAUAAAGAGAACCUUAACAUUUGUGAAUUAAGAAUCAAACAAUUGAAUAAUACUUUCUCUAACAUUUGUGUGUGUGUGUGUGAGAAAGAGUAUAGCUAUGGAUGAUAGUUCAAUAUCAAAUAGUCUUAAAAGUCCCAUGUUACCUCCAACAUCAUUGGAGACAAACAAAUGGUGGAUUAUUAUUAUUAAUAAGUUAAUUGAUGUUGAAGAAGCCAAGAAUCAAAUAUUGUUCUCUUUCCCAAUGAUUGUUGUUACUAGUUGUUUCUACUUCAUUAAUCUUGUCUCUGUCAUGUUUGCUGGUCAUCUUGGACAACUUGAACUUGCUGCCUCAAAUCUUGCUAAUUCAUGGGCUAUGGUGUCUGGUUUAGCUUUUAUGAUUGGCCUAAGUGGUGCACUGGAGACAUUAUGUGGUCAAGGUUAUGGAGCAAAAAUGUACAGAAUGUUGGGAAUACAUCUUCAAACAUCAUGUAUCAUAUCAUUCUUAUUUUCUAUAAUAAUUGCUAUCAUAUGGUGGAAUUCAGAUACAAUUCUGAUUUUACUUCAUCAAGAUCCUGACAUAGCAAAAAAGGCAGGGGAGUUCUUGAAGUUAUUAAUUCCUGGAUUGUUUGCAUAUGGUUUUUUACAAAAUGUUUUGAGAUUUGUUCAAGCACAAUCAAUUGUGUUGCCUCUUGUUGUGUGUUCAGUGGGAUGUUUAGUUAUACAUAUUGGUAUUGCUUAUGGUUUGGUUCAUUGGACAAGUCUUGGUUUUAAUGGAGCACCAUUAGCUGCUUCGAUUUCGAUUUGGAUAUCCGUCCUCACGUUGGGUGUAUACGUGCUUUUUUCCGAGAGGUUUAGUCAUAUAUGGAGGGAUGGUUUCUCAUUCGAGCCGUUUCAUUAUGUCCUUAUGAACUUGAAGUUGGCAUUGCCCUCUGCAGCCAUGGUAUGUUUGGAGUACUGGGCUUUUGAGCUUCUUGUGUUAUUAGCUGGUAUAAUGCCAAACUCAGAAACAACUACUUCUCUAAUUGCAAUGAGUGUAAAUACUGAAGCCAUUGCCUACACUAUCUCUUAUGGUCUGAGUGCAGCUGCAAGCACUAGGGUGGCAAAUGAGUUAGGAGGUGGAAAUAUUGACAAAGCUAAGCAUGCUAUGGGUGUUACUCUCAAGCUAUCUGUUCUUCUUGCUCUUAUAGUUGAUUUGGUUCUAUGUUUU